This is a messenger RNA of Striga asiatica, 414 nucleotides long. NCBI's taxonomy places the organism in Eukaryota, Viridiplantae, Streptophyta, Magnoliopsida, Lamiales, Orobanchaceae. The record is from the annotation of a GenBank genome assembly.
CAAUUGAAAAGGUAUGCCUCGUUACCAAACCCUCUUAGGCAGCACGUUCCGCAUGAAAAUGACUUCCUCGACAUUGUCCAUGGCUCUCGAGAACGGGACAUUAGGCAGGUUGUCUUACAGGCACCCGAGAUCGAAACCCGUGAUGAGCACAUGUCGUGUCGAACGCGAGCCUCUGUAAAUUGUUUGUCUCAGGUAGAUAAGGUAAAAUUUGAAAUAGCAAAGAUGGGACCUUUUGAAAAGGAGGAAUAUAGGGUGGAGGAUGAUGAUGAUGAUGUGCCAACUAUGAGUGGGAACAAUGACACGUUCUUUGCAACUGUGGUUGGUGUAACAUAUCAUGUGAAUUCGUUUUUGGAAUUAAAUCUUUUGAGGCCGUUGCUUAGGGCUUGUGAAGCUCGUUACUGUAAACCCACUCUC